GGGGGGCGGGGGGCGGGGGCGGAGGCCGUGCGCCUGCGCGGAGCCGGCAGUCCGGCAGGGCCGCAGCCGCGGGGUGGCCGGCGGUUGCCGUGGGGACGGCGGGCCCCUCCCUUCUCCGGUCCCCCGCCCCGAGCCGAUCCCGCCGAGGCGCCGAGGACGACCCCGGCCCUCCCCUCCCGCCCGCCGGGCCCGAGCUGCAGCCGGUGACCCGGCGAGAGGCGGUGCCGCUCCCAAGAUGUCGCAGACGGCCAUGUCCGAAACCUACGAUUUUUUGUUUAAGUUCUUGGUUAUUGGAAAUGCAGGAACUGGCAAGUCCUGCUUGCUUCAUCAGUUUAUUGAAAAAAAAUUCAAAGAUGACUCAAAUCAUACAAUAGGAGUGGAAUUUGGUUCAAAGAUAAUAAAUGUUGGUGGUAAAUAUGUAAAGUUACAGAUAUGGGAUACAGCAGGCCAAGAACGAUUCAGGUCUGUGACGAGAAGUUACUACAGAGGUGCUGCAGGAGCUCUCCUCGUCUAUGACAUCACCAGCCGAGAAACCUACAAUGCGCUUACUAAUUGGUUAACAGAUGCCAGAAUGCUAGCAAGUCAGAACAUCGUGAUCAUCCUCUGUGGAAACAAGAAGGACCUGGACGCAGAUCGUGAAGUUACUUUCUUAGAAGCCUCCAGAUUUGCCCAAGAAAAUGAACUGAUGUUUUUGGAAACAAGUGCACUAACGGGGGAGAAUGUGGAAGAGGCCUUUGUACAAUGUGCAAGAAAAAUACUUAACAAAAUUGAAUCAGGUGAGCUGGACCCAGAAAGAAUGGGCUCUGGUAUUCAGUAUGGAGAUGCUGCCUUGAGACAGUUGCGGUCACCACGUCGUGCACAGGCCCCAAGUGCUCAGGAAUGUGGUUGUUAGAAGCAGGAUGAGAGUAUACAGGUGUUCAUACAGUGGUAUUUGGGACAAUUGUUGGAGCUUGGAGAAGAAGUUUUUUACCACCAUCUUUUUCUACUUUAUACAGAAGUAGAUAUUUGUGUGAAGAAAAAUAAUUUGGGGUGUUACACAAGCUCGUAGAUGUGGCACAGCAAAUCAUAUAACAAUAAAUCUCGUUAAAUGGACAGUACCAUUAGAUGUAUACAUGUAUGUAAAAAUUUUCUGUUCUAUAUUUCCCUUUCACUUUUGGUUUAAAUCCUGACUGUUUGCUGUAUAUAUACUCUUGCUCAAUACGUCUCCACAGCAUGGUAUCUGAUGUAGGAUAUGAUAGAAUGUUGCUCUAAAUGCAGUCUAAAAUUUUAUUUUUUUUAAUCAUAUGAACUGAAAUCUGUUAAUGGUGAGGUGUACUUUGAUCAUCAUGUCAGGUAUGUUGCACAGUUGGUUAUAUUUAUGACCUGAUAUUCAAAGACUGGCAUUGAUGGCCAGUGCAGUGCUUAUUUAAUUCCGUCUACCACAGUCCACACAGUGUUUACAUAAUCCACCCUUGAAAUACUAGAUCAGUAGUUACUCAUGUAUGGAAAUAAAAUGAAAAGUAAAGCUUCUCCAUGAACAUUACACUGUCCAGCACUCUGUUGAUUUUAAAGUAUCUUCAUCCAGACCAAUUCAGGAAACAUAGCCUGAGUACCUGCUGUGUUUUAGGCACUGUGAUCACCACCAAGGAUUCUGUUAUCUUUACCCAAACUUACUAAGGAAUUGACUGCUUUCAGCUGUCUGUAAAUGCAAUGAACCGUGUAAUUUGGGGCUGCUCACCUGUUCCUGGUUUGCUGCUCUAUCUGGUCUCCCUGUUGGAAAACUUGUUUGUUACUGUGCUUUUCCUGGGAUUCAGUGUAUGAUGUCAUUGCUUCUUUUUUAAGUCUUUUAUUAUGUUUUCAUUUUAAGGAAGCCCACUAAAUGAAGUUAAUAUUAAAGGAAUACCACUCAUUAAGAAAUUUCUGUAUAGCUUUCGCUGAAUACUUAAAUGCCUUACUACAGUUAUCAAGUUGACAUGUUUUUAAUUCACCUAAGGUAUAUUGAAGUAUAAUAUAUAUUGUAUUACAAAGACUUGUUCUAAUAUUUUAAAAUGUCAAUGCAAAAAACAUGUAAUAGAACUUUUCUUUAAAGUUGAAAUACAGUAUUAUUUAAGGCUAAAUGGUUAAAAAGCAUUCUUCACCAUCUAUAUGUUCUUUCACUGUGACUUUUAGCUGCAGACUGAUUGGUAGAUUUCAUUGCCUUUCAGUUAGAAGCUGCCCACUGCUUUCGUUGUUUUAGUUAAUCAACAGAGCACAGUGGUGCUACAAACUCUGGAAAGUGACUUGGAUAAAAAUAUCAGUAUGUAUCUGUUUUAGGUAUUUUAAUUUUGCUUUUUUUUUUAAUGCUUUGGAUAUCUUCUUUUGAAAUGUCAGAAUAUGAAGGAAAUUCUCAGACUGAACUACUUCUUGGACCUCACUGGAAGAACGUUCGAUUCAAUGUCUCAUUUAUGGUAGUUUUGCAGGCUGCUCAUUUUUGAACAGCUUUUUGCAUGGGAUAGAAGCAUGUCUAUUCUACCACAGUGGAUUAUUCAAAAGCAAGAAUUUUUAAAAUAAGAUGUUAAGUUGGUUUAUAAAUGAGCCUAUUAAUUAAACCACAGGUACUGAAUAUAAUUCCACAUCUUUUGACCAAUAAAAGUUGCUGGAGAACCAAACUAUGGUGGUUCUUAAUAAAGGCCUUCAAGAGAAAUGAAGGAGGAUAAUUUAGUCUUGGUCAGUAGAGUGUUUUCCAACACCCUCAACCAAUUCUCUGAGUCUCUAGAGAUGCUAGUGAGGUGGCCUACAAUUCAGUUCUGACAUUUUCUACCUGGAGAUAGUAUCAGAUUCUGCAGGUUACACACUUUGUCUGCCCUGCCCCUUAACACACAUACACACUUCAGGCGUCAGUAACAAGCAAGUUACCUGUGCUUCUGACCAACCAGCUAGAAAUCUGAGGUUCCCAGGAAUUUAGCUCUGUGCCAGGAAUCAGGGACAAAAAACCAAGUAUAUGUUAUUAUAUCAUAGUCCAGUAAAUGUUAUGCAUACAUUUUCCACAACUUACUAAGUUUUCAGGAUUUUCUUAAUUCACAUUUCUAGAAAAGUAUUUUUUCAGUCUUCCUAGAAAAAUAUUCUAAACUCCAUUUAGACUUAAAGUUGUUUAUUCUUUUACAGGUCCAGUAUUUAGUGAAAAUAAGAAUGUCACAUCAGUAAUGGUUUUAUUGAAAAUCUGUUUUUUGUGACUUAUGUAAGAGUUUUUGAAAUCUUAAGGAACAUUGAUUCCUAGCAGAUCAGUAUUAUUCGGAGUGAUGAAGAAUCUGAUGUUAAAAUUAGAAAUUUAAAUCAUUAGCAAUUCAUACUGCAACAUAGUAGGUGGUUCUUCAUUCUCUGUCAAAUUUAUCCUUUUUUUCUUUUUUUGGAAGGGAGAUUUAGAGGGACUUUAAAACACCUGUGAAUUCUUAGUAAUGUUUUUGUGUGCCAGUUGUAAAGUGAACCUCUUUCCUAAUUAUUCUACCCGUUCAUAUACAAAUAAUCGGAGUUUGUCCUA
Nyctereutes procyonoides (raccoon dog) is the source of this 3496-nucleotide messenger RNA. It is a transcript of the gene RAB4A, whose product is annotated as RAB4A, member RAS oncogene family. Lineage: Eukaryota; Metazoa; Chordata; Mammalia; Carnivora; Canidae. Gene Ontology annotation, molecular function: GTPase activity; GTP binding. The coding region runs from base 236 to 892 and encodes 218 amino acids. The transcript is spliced from 8 exons. The record is from RefSeq and is a predicted model, not a curated record. Gene Ontology annotation, biological process: regulation of endocytosis; Rab protein signal transduction. Gene Ontology annotation, cellular component: postsynaptic recycling endosome.